AGGGCGGGGUGGGGAUCCGAACACACACCGUCAUGUUUACAUUGCCUUGCUGGUGAGUGCUGAGUGCUGACCCCUCACUGCCUCAGCACACUCUUGAUUACCUCCACACCCUUCCUGUAGCCUCGCUCCUCGUGAUAUUAGAGAGAGACAGACAGACAGAACACUCAAGAAGAAGAAGAAGAAGACCGUGAUAUUAGACAGACAUAAUACUCCUGAAGAAGAAGACCUCGUGAUAUUAGAGACACAGACAUAACACUCCAGAAGAAGACCCUGAUAUUAGAGAGAGGCAGACAGACAGAACACUCCAGAAGAAGAAGAAGAAGAAGAAGAAGAGCGUGAUAUUAGACAGAUAGAAUACUCCUGAAGACCUCGUGAUAUUAGAGACAGACAGACAAAACACUCCAGAAGAGGACCCUGAUAUUAGAGAGAGGCAGACAGACAGACAAACGGCAAAAUGUCUGAGCGCAAAGUCCUCAACAAGUACUACCCUCCAGACUUCGACCCCUCCAAGAUCCCCAGGGCGAGGUGUCCACGCAACCGUCAGUUCACCGUCAGACUCAUGGUGCCGUGCAAUAUCAAGUGUUAUACGUGCGGCGAGUACAUAGCCAAGGGGAAGAAGUUCAACGCGCGGAAAGAAGACGUGGAGAACAUGACUUAUCUUGGGGUGAGGAUAUACCGGUUCUACAUCAAGUGCCCUGGCUGCCUGGCUGAAAUAUCCUUUAGGACUGACCCAGAGAGCACAGAUUACAUCAUCGAGGCAGGCGCGCACCGUAACUUCCAGGCCCUCAAGCUUGCAGAGGAGCAGGCUGCACGAGAGGAGCGAGAGGCAAAGGAGGAGAUUGAGUCCAACCCGAUGUUACUUUUGGAGAACAGGACCCAACAGUCACAGUACGAAAUGGAGGUUUUGGAGUCUCUGGAGGACCUGCGGGAAAUGAACGACCGUCAUGCAGGAAUAGACCCGGGCAAAAUUGCCGAGAGAUUUGAGACGGAACGGAAGAUUUCCCUUGAACAAAUUGAGGAGUUAGAAAGGCUGGCUGCACUGAAAGCUCUUGGAUACGAAAUGGUUGAGGGAGAAAUGGUGAAGAGAAUUGCUCCUGAAGAACUGGAGGACGACAGGCCAGCUAAGAAAAUCAAGACAGAAAAAGAUGCCGUACAGGCCACCCUGGAAUUGCCUGCUGAUAACAAAAGUAAAAUGACCAUGAAGUCUAAGCUGGCAGGGUUGGUAAAAGUAAAAUCUCAUCAACCUAAAUUGGAAGUGAAAGAGGAAACUACAGAAGAAUCUAAAUCUGAGGUGAAGGAGUCACACAUGUCCAGUGCAGAAACAAGCAAGGCGUCACAGAGUGCAGCACCUGUAUCUAAAACACCUAAUGGCUUGUCAUUCCUUGGAGCAUAUUCUGACUCAGGCUCAGAAUCUGAUGAAAGUACAUAAUUUACAUAACAAAGCAAGUUGUUAUCAUUUUUAUAAUGUUUAUGAGUUUGUAUUUUAAAGAAACUAUUUUGCCCAUAAACAAAGGCUGCAAAAUUGCUUAUUUAAAAUACACUGAGCCUUUCCAAUGUAUAUAAUAUCAGAUGUAUUUGACAGAUAACUAUUCAAUGCCAACAGUUAACAUGUAAUACUUCCACUUGUAUCUAAAGAGUCAAGUGGCUCCACAGUACACUGUAAAAUGUAUAACUAAGAUUGCAGAUUUUUAUUUGACUCAUGGGGAUCUCAGUAAGAUGUAAUCACUCAUAAGAAAAGAUGGACUGGUGGUCAUAUUUAUCUAGCUUUAGAUUUGUCUAGUCCUAGGCAAUCUCCAUCCUAAGGUAUAACAUCAUGUUUUAUUGGUCAUCUAAAUAAAGGUUUAUGAACAGUCACUAGAGUAUAAUAUUGUGUGUAUAUCUUACAUCUGAUAGUAUUAUUUAUUUUUGUGUAGUCAUCAGAUUAAUACUACACAUUAAUUUUCAUUUUAAUACAACAUCCAUUGUUUAAAUUUAAAUCAAAUUUCCAUUGUAUUUUAUGAGCUGGGGCUACAUGAACUGGGCUGAUAAAAGAACAGGAAUUGACAAACCAGUGAAAAUUUGGUAGCACAACAGUCAAAAUAUAUACUGAUGAUAGAAAUGUCAGAGAAACUGUUGAAUAAUUAAAUAAUGCAUUUAUAGAUUGGUAUUUCUAUUUAUUUUUUCAGUCUCAUCAUGCUUUUGAUGAUGGGGGUGCUCCCAUGGUCCCGUGGUAGAGUCUCGGCCUUGCGCUUCGGCAGGGUGCCUGGAGCGUAUGGGUUCGAGACCUAUCCUGUGCCAUGGGGGUGGAAAGGUGGGCUCUUUCCGACACCCUCAGCCCCGUUGUUGGGCCUCCUCCUUGAAAGAAUUGGGUAUCUCUCCCAACCGUCUGGGGGGUUGCGCAGCAUGCUCUGCCUUCCUCCAUUGGGGUAUAUCCCCAACGAAAUACCAAAAACAAAAAAACAAAAAAUGCUUUUGAUGCCUGUUUUCUCAGUUAAAUUAAUCCUGUUUUUGUCAGUGUCAAUUUUUAAUUAGUAUUGAUGCAAGAUAAUAUUGCAUGUAAAUGCAUUUGCUUGUAGCUAUUAUUUUGCACUACCAUCAAAUACAUAUGAUGUGAUGGGCUAAAGAUAUGGAUAGAGUACCAAGGCCUUGAGCCAUAGGGACCCCUUCGGCUGGAUGCUAGUAUGUCUGCCUCCCAUUCCUGAGGGCCUUGGUUAAAAUCCUAGAUAAACUGUUGUGUGUAAUGAUGGGAAGUGAGUCCCAUCAGAGUGUAUCUUUAAAUCAUAAUUUUCUAUCAGUUACAUUACAAAUUAGUCUGGUUCUCGGAAGUUCAAAAUAAUUUCCAAACACAGGUACUACCUUACCUUGUCAGACUCGUAGUAGUAUUUGAAAGUAUAGUCUGAACAUUUUUUUUUUUUCCAGUGUAUUAAUGAUAUAAUCAACUUAAUUUUGCCAUUUUUAUCUAAUUGCAGAUCCUACAAUACUAAUUAUAAUUCUGAAGGCCACUGCCAGACUCUGAUGUAGUACUCAUUUUCAUUGUUAGCUUAUAUUUUGGCUGCAUUGCAGGCUGUCAUAUCUUUACUACUUUGUCAACUUAUGUGCUAAACUAAUCCCAUUUAAUGUAGGCCCAGCUCAUGAAACAUAUUUAAUAUUUUGAAUUACAUUUAAAAGGGGGUAAAGAAUCCCCAUGAACACACAUCAGUGGUGUAGUGGUUAUGGUAGUUGCCUAGACCCAAAUCUGUGGGCCUGGGUUUGAAUCCCAGGCAGGGUAGUUGGCGUACAGUCACCCGGCUCUUCAUCCUGCCUUUUGGGCUGAUGAAUAAAUGGGCACUUGGGGAAGAUAAACUUUGGCAACCUGGAUGUCACACCUGUCCUGUGUCCCAAGGUUCUUAUCCACCACAGGCUCAAAGGCAAGUAAGACAGACAUGAGCAUUGAGGCCAUGCACAGCUACAGCAUAUGCCCCUAACUUUACCUUUACCUUUAGCAAACUAAGAUAAUAUAGCUCUGCUAAUGUUACAAGAGCAUUACCUCUCACUUAAAGCUGCCAUGAGGUGGGAUUGAACUUGCAACUUCAGAGUUGCAAGUUAAGCUCCAUACCCAUUGAAUCACUUAGCCCUCAUAUUAAGUUCAAACACUGAAUUUUAUAUUUGAUAUGGAUAUUAGUGUCUACUUUUUCUUUUUACAACUAAUAAUAUUUGUUACCAUUGUCUUCAUAAUGUUUUCCAUACUGGAAUAAUGUUUUGGUACUUCGUUAGCAGCAUAAUGAUCUGUGGUAUAGUGGUUGACCCACCUUGCUACAAAUCCAUGGACCAGGGUUUGAAUCCCAGACUGGGGAGUCAUAACGCAGCUCACCCAGCUGUUCAUCCUCUCUUUUGGGCUGGUUGAUAUAUGGGUAUCUGGGGAAGGUUAACUGUGGUAACUCAGAUGUUGUACUGGCCAUGUGUCCCAAGGUAAUAGGUUCUCAUCUACCAGAAGCUCCAGGGUUAAUGUGAUGGAGAUGAGCACUGAGGCCAUUCACUGCUAUAGCAUAUGCUCCCAAAUUAUAAUGUUGAUGUACAAAUAUGUUGUAACUUAGUAGUAAAGAAUACUAAAACCUGGAAAA
Eriocheir sinensis (Chinese mitten crab) is the source of this 4079-nucleotide messenger RNA. Its product is annotated as splicing factor YJU2-like. The record is from RefSeq and is a predicted model, not a curated record. The coding region runs from base 455 to 1429 and encodes 324 amino acids. Gene Ontology annotation, biological process: mRNA splicing, via spliceosome. Gene Ontology annotation, cellular component: U2-type catalytic step 1 spliceosome. The transcript has a single exon. NCBI's taxonomy places the organism in Eukaryota, Metazoa, Arthropoda, Malacostraca, Decapoda, Varunidae.